Cygnus atratus (black swan) is the source of this 1974-nucleotide messenger RNA. RefSeq names its product MPV17 mitochondrial inner membrane protein like (gene MPV17L). The coding region runs from base 1 to 555 and encodes 184 amino acids. The transcript is spliced from 4 exons. Gene Ontology annotation, cellular component: membrane; cytoplasm. The record is from RefSeq and is a predicted model, not a curated record. NCBI's taxonomy places the organism in Eukaryota, Metazoa, Chordata, Aves, Anseriformes, Anatidae.
AUGGCGGCGGGGUGGGCGGGCAGCGUGCUGCUCUACGCCGGGCUCACCGCGGCCGGGGACGCGGCGCAGCGGCGGGGCCGCGGGCAGCCCCCGGACUGGGCGCAGACGCGGCGGGUGGCGCUGCUGGCCCUCACCUUCCACGGCAACCUCAACUACGUGUGGCUGCGGGCGCUGGAGAGGGCGCUGCCCGGCCGCCGCCCGGCCGCCGUGCUGGGCAAGGUGCUGUGCGACCAGCUGCUCGCCGCCCCGGUCGCCGUUGGUGCCUUCUACACGGGUAUGAGCAUCCUUCAGAGGAAAGAGGACAUCUUUUCAGACUGUAAAAAGAAAUUUUGGAAUACCUAUAAGACAGGACUGAUGUACUGGCCUUUUGUGCAGCUGUCAAACUUCGUUUUUGUCCCCGUUUACCUGCGCACAGCUUACACUGGGCUUUGUGGCUUUGUCUGGGCUGCCUUCAUUUGUUUUUCCCAAGAGAGUGGAGAUGGCACGGUAAAGUCAGCAUUUAUGUGGCUCCAAAGAGAGAAGGUCAAUGCAGAUGAAGAACCAUCACAGAAAUAAGAACUUCAGUUCUGAACCCAUUCUAAAUCUAAAGUGAGCUUAUGAAAGUCAGUAAACUGCGCUGCAGUUUCAUUGCUGUGUUUAGAAUAAUCAUCUCAACAUUUUUUGGUUAGUAUAAGCAGUGGAACAGUUUGUCUUUUUGCCUGUUUAUUUUUUAUAAAAUAGGCCAAUUGUUUAUUGGCACUGAAUUAUUUUCAUGCUGCGAGCCCAUCUCUUCUGGGAACAGCUGACUUACAGGGCAGCAUAAGCAUUUGCACAUCAUGUCAGACUGUCUCACUGGGGAGAAAUAUUAACUGUAAUUUAAUUUUCAAGCAACUUGUAGUCCCUAGAAAAAAGGGAAUAGAACAUUAAAUCCUCAACUGUUGUAUUUGACAAUUGUUAUCAGUGCAAGAUUGCUUUUGCAGAACAAAAUUUAAUAGAUUUCUUAUCUAAACAGUGGCGACAACUCUAUUUUAUUCAGAGAAAAAAAAAAGACUAUUUGUAGAAAUAUAUUCGUGUUCCUUUUGUCUUAACUGGGAGAACAAUUGAGUUUGGACAACACUCUCAGCCACAUGGUCUGAUUUUUGGGUGGCCCGGUGCAGACUCAGAAGUUGGACUCAGUGAUCCUUGUGGGUCCCUUCAACUCAGGAUAUUCUAUGAUUCUAUGAUUCUGUUCAUAGGAGACACUGUCAUAUAGUAACUAUACAUAGGAAACUAGGAAAUGGUGAAAAUCAGUUAUAGACUUAUUUUGUCAACUGAGGACCAGGUCUGGAUGCAGGUAGGGAUAAUAAGGGAGUCCUUAGUUUAUUAAAACGACAUUUUACGCCUUAAAUUUUAAGCUUGAAACAGUAUCUGAUUAAACCUAUCUUGAUGAUGAUUGUAAGGACAAGAAUUAACCCUCCUUGUUGUGAUGAUAAUAACCACUUUGAGGAAUGUCUAAGUUCCUCAGUCUUACCUAAACAGUAAACCAAUGCCUCCUUAGGCUAUAAAUGUACGCUCCUUUAGCCAGCAGCUGUACUACUUAAUAUAUUGGUUACAAUAGUUUGUCACUGCAGGAGCCCAGUGCUACUUAGGGCAGACAGGGAAAGGGAUCACGCAAGCACUGCCCAAUCUAUUCCAGGUAAAAUCAAGUUUAGCAGAACCCAUUAGUCAAGAGUGGUGCAAAGUACCUGUGUGGCCUUGACUACAGAACUACAGUGUAUUGGAGGAGGUGUGUGUGGGGGGGCUUUUUCUACAGUCCGUUUUGGUGACAGACAGGUGAAAGAGGUAGCUUCCUUCUCGACAGAGAAUUCAGUGCAAUUCCAUCAUCACCUGGCACAGGCAGACCUGGAAGAGGGAACCUGCACCUGCCUUAAAUAAUUAAUUUUAAUUGACUUUAGACAUCUGUAGUGUGGACAUCUGCAACUUGGCUAAAUACUUUAAGCUCUACUUAUAGUCAGU